Messenger RNA from Cydia amplana, 1397 nucleotides. RefSeq names its product gonadotropin-releasing hormone receptor (gene NGR-A21). Gene Ontology annotation, biological process: neuropeptide signaling pathway. The record is from RefSeq and is a predicted model, not a curated record. Gene Ontology annotation, cellular component: plasma membrane. The transcript has 5 exons. Gene Ontology annotation, molecular function: corazonin receptor activity. Lineage: Eukaryota; Metazoa; Arthropoda; Insecta; Lepidoptera; Tortricidae. The coding region runs from base 62 to 1345 and encodes 427 amino acids.
CAGAAAUAUUUCUUAUUUGUUGUUUCAGAUUGGCAGAAAACAAACUAACGCAUGACGAAACAUGGAGAGUUUAGGCAACAAUACCACAUUAUAUGAUGAUAACAACCCGAGUUUCCCAGGAUUAGAAAUACUACCUGCAUUUGAUAUAUGGCCUAUAGAAAAAUGCAUCAGAUUGGCGAUAAUAGACAAUAGCACAGAUCCAACAAAUAUUACUCAAAGUGAGUUUUUGUACAACGACACUCGUCUAAGAUGUUGGGAGCACUCACCAGUAUUGAAAUCCGGGACAUUAAUAAGAGUUAGCGUGCUUUCAUUGAUAGCAGUAUUAUCGUUAUAUGCGAAUGUAGCAACUAUAAUAAGUAUAAGAAGAGGCAAGCGAAGCAGAGGUCGGGCGAGGCCAUCCUGGACGGCGAUAUACAGUCUAAUAUAUCAACUGAGCAUAGCUGAUUUGCUCGUAACAGUAUUUUGUAUUGGAGGGGAAGCCGCCUGGAUGUUUACAGUACAGUGGUACGCUGGCAAUGUGGGCUGCAAGUUAUUUAAGUUUGUGCAAAUGUUCUCACUACAUUUGAGUACGAAUAUAGUGGUGUUGAUUGGAGUUGGUCAGUGGCUGGCUGUUAAAUACCCCAUGAAGGGCAUUGGCACGGCGACGAGAAGUGGACGACUAGUCACAUUCGCUUGGAUUUUAAGUUUUAUAUUGAGUAUACCACAGACGAUAGUGUUUCAAGUAGCAAAAGGCCCUUUUGUUGAGGAGUUCUACCAAUGUGUCACGCACGGGGUUUACUCAGCAAAGUGGCAAGAGCAAUUGUAUACAACGCUGUCCUUGGUUGUUAUGUUUAUUCUGCCACUCCUGAUUCUUGUGUCGACCUCCGCUUCUACUGUUCGGACUAUUGCUGAAAGCGAAAAAGUUUUCAAACCGGAAGUCAUAAGACACGAAAAUUACCUCACGCCAGACUUGAAUAGACGGAGACUUAUAGAUCGAGCCAAGAUGAAAUCUUUGCGGAUGUCCGUCGUUAUUGUGACGGCGUUUCUGCUAUGGUGGACGCCGUAUUACGUUAUGAUGAUUAUAUUCACAUUUCUAGAUCCUGACAAGAAACUAAGUGAGGAUCUCCUGAGUGUAAUUUUCUUCUUCGGGAUGACGAACAGCCUGGUGAAUCCGGUUAUAUACGGCGCCUUCCAUCUGUGGCCCCGGAAGAAACCCUCACACAGACACAGUGACAGAGAUUCUGGUGGACAUCACGCGUCUCUCUUCAGACGUGGGGAUAACACAUCAUCCGUGAGAUUGACUACGAUCAGGUCUAUAAGAUCCUCAGCCAAAUACACCAACGGAAACAAUGUUAGCUUAUUAUAACUACGUAGAGGCAGUGAUUAAUACCUAAUUGUAAAGAGAACAUUGACUUAGC